GCAUCUGUUGAGUGUAGUGAAAGAAGAAAUCGCAUUUGAAAGAAAAGAUAUUUUGACAAAAUUUAACAACUGAAUCAGAAAAAAUGCCAAAAGAACUACAGAAAGAGCGAGCACAACUUUUGGAAAAGGUUUCAGACUUCAAAGAAAAAUUCAAAACAGAUGGAGAUCAUCUUGUGCAAGAUGUAUUCCCAAACAAAAUCUUAGAGCUUGAAGAAUUGUUUCAGACUAUGUGCUUGUCCAAAGUUUCAGAUAUGCAUUGUGACUUAAAUAUUCCUGUGCCAGAUCCUGUAUUGUUCAACAAUGACAAUGACUCUGGAGAGCCACAGUCCAAGAAACGUAAAGCAGAUAAUGACCACACAAACAGUGAAAACAAUACCUCUGGCACGCCUGUGAUGGUGCUUCCUAAUGGUGCAGUCCCUUGUAAUAAAAAACUGGUGGUACUCUCAGAAAGGAUGAAGCCCCUUAUAUGGGAACUUAUAGACCACGCAAAUCUGUUAAAAAUGUGGAUAGCUUUCCUGAUACCAAAAAUAGAAGAUGGGAACAAUUUUGGAGUCUCAAUCCAGGAAGAUACGAUGGGAGAAGCCAGACAAGUUGAGAGUGAGGCUGCAUCAUAUCUAGAACAAGUCUCCCGUUACUUCAUUACAAGAGCAAAACUUGUGUCGAAAGUCGCCAAAUACCCGCAUAUUAGUGACUACAGACAGGCAGUGAAGGAACUGGACGAGAAGGGAUUCAUCAGUCUACGUCUCAUCUGCUGUGAACUGAGAAAUCAUUAUGCUAGUCUACAUGAUCUUGUGUUGAAAAAUAUGGACAAAAUCAAGAAACCAAGGAAUGCAAAUGCACAAAGUUUGUAUUAACCUAAAACUUCCCAGAAUUCUGAUGUUACGACUCGUGCUGGACAUGACUUCCCUCGGCGAGAUAGGAUAGUACCACUCAGUCCAUUCCUUUGUUAACAUACCAAAUGUUGUCUGAGCUAUUGAUCUACAUGAAAAGAUCUGUCAUUUUCAUACAGUAAUAACAUCAUUUUGGAAACAGGGGAACCAAGCUGUCUGAACAAUGGAUUGUGAAAGAAAUUCACCUGAAAUAUCACCAUGAAAAUAUAUCGUUCUCAAUUAUUUUGACUUCAUUCAUUAAUCAAAAGUUGAUUCUGUUAAGCUUUUGAGAAUUUUUUUUUUUACGAUCCACUGUGUUGUGAAGUGAAGAAAAGCAUGCAUAUACGGUACAUAAUUUGUAUUGAUUUGUAUUGACAGCCUUCAGUGAAUACUUCAUUUUGAUAAUUUGAGCGGUAUGUGUGGGUCUUCAUACUGAUUUUAGAAUGUAUGAUGGCACUUGCCAUAUAAAGCAAACAUGUAAAUAAGGUAAACAGAUGACUGGUUAAAAUAUUCAUAGUUUAAAUUUUUCACCUUAUUUCUUACAAUUUCUCAAAAAACUGAAAUUCAGACUUAAGUUUUCUUUCAACAUUUUUCUUUGUGAGUAAAUAACAUGUACAUGGGUUUCAGUUUGAAAUGCAAACAAUGAACAAUUCAUAAUUUUCAUUAUGAUUAGUGCAUGUACAUCAAUGAAAUUGACCAGAAUAAACAUUCAAAAGAUUUGGAUUUCUAUGUAUCAGCAUAUUUUGCAUGCAGUUUAGAAUGAUUCAUGGAAGAUGAAAUUAAGGAUCAGAGAAAAAAAGAAGGACAUCAUAUAACUGGGUAAAGGAAUUUAUAUGGCAAGAACUGUCGUAGAGAACAUUUUAAUUUGAUCUUGUGUUUACCACUCUAAAAUCUGUAUGUAGUUUCUAAGAUGUUCACAGUUGUAAAUUGGCUCCUUAUUUGUGAUUUCUUUCAAAUGAAAUACUGAAUAGCCAGUUAUUUCGACAAGUAAGAAUUACAAAAUUUUUCAUAAUUCAAGAUAAUUCAGUUUUAAGAAAUUAAAAUUUCAUGAUCUGAACAUUAUGUUGCUGCAAUGUGAAGUUUCAGUGUUCGGAUUGCUGAUUUAUCGAUCAAACACCAGUUUGAUUGAUAGAGAAUAGACGACAAUUUAUGCUUAUAAAGCAAGUUUUUUAGUACAUGGGGAGUGUCCAAAUAUCCUUUGAGAAUCAGAGACAGCUGCACUUAAGUACUUAAGUAGCACUUUAUCAUACUGAAGAAUUUUACAGGUUUUUUUCACAGAUUAAAAUUUUCGCAAGACAUUGAUUCCUCACAAAAUAGCAAACAUGUUUUCCCCACAAAAAUAACUGGCAAUACGGUAAUGAAGACAUUUUAUUUUUAACCACUUGCAACUGAAAAUUGUUGUUCUUAGUAAAUUUUUUGUUUGUGAACCAGUACACUUGAUAGGUCGAAUCUUGAUUCUAAAGAUUUGACGUGUUAUACGCAAUAUAUGUUCUUGUUACCAGAAAUGUGACGGCUUUUAUACAUAUCAGGAAAUGUUACUGAGAAAAGUGUCUAAAAGAUGUCAGUCUUUUCCACUUGAUUUAUUCUGUUACAAUGUUUUCUUAUGUUGUGGACAAAGUAUGUAGUCUUACUUUUUCUUUCUAAUCAUAAAGAUUAAGAUGUACAAUGUAGUUAAAAUUCAUGUACAUUAUUGUAUCCCAUUUAUCUGAAUUAGGGGGAUGGCAUGAAGGUGAAAGACGUGAUUUUACAACAUUGUUGUCAAAAUGGAGACAUGCAACAUGAAGACUUUAAUGUCAUGUUAGAGACGUAAGAUAUGAUAUGUCUAGAUUUUAAUAUGAAGAGUUGGAGACGGUAGAAAUAUGUUUGUUGUAAAUAUUUCGCUGAUAUUUUGAUACAGAAGAUAAUCAAAUGCUUUACUAUUUCAUACCAAAUUUAUGAAAUCUUGCCAAACUGUUCCAGCUAUCUUGGGGGCGGGGGGAAUGUGAUUGAUGCCAUAGGAAUAAAAUGGUUUUUCCAUGUGAAAAAAAUAUUAACUGUACAUGUAAGUUGAUGUGGUAAUUUCACUAACAUUGCUUUCACAUAAGCAGUUGAAAUGGCUGAACUUGCAGAAAAAAUGCCAUGCAUGGGGCAGGACUGAGGGAUAUUCCGCACAUGCAGUCUGAGGAGGCCAGCUAUACCCGUCUAAAACUUAACUGCCAGAAUUUUCAUUAUUUUUCAGUUUUUUGCCUAAAACAGGGUCAGUGCAUGCUCAUAUUUCAGGGAAUGUUAUGAUAGUCAGUAUCAAAUUCAAUGGAACAUAUUUUACAAUUUGUGUCAACGCUUCACAGAAAAUUCAGAAACUGCAUUUCGUUAGCUUUAACUAUUUCAACAUUUAGAACAUCUUUCACAGAAUCGUUCUAUACCAUCUGGACCCUUUCGCCCCGGGUUAUGCAAAAAGAGCCAUCGACGUAAGACAGAUGUUUUGGUCAUGAUAUCAGAGUUUGAGAUUUCAGAUGAGGAGGAAUACACUGAAGUACAACCGAUAAUAAAUUGUGUUUUAUUAUGAAAUGAAAUUAGUUCAGAAUAGACACCUUGUCUCCACCAAUUAAGCAUUAAAUUGAUUUUUUUAUGAAUAAGACCCUUGAAUACCUACUUUCUGUUUUAGAUUUUAUUUCUCUAUAGUGUGUGUAAGUGUUAAACUUUUUAUUAGGUAAUUUAUUUUACAAAUAACUCUAACUAUAAAAGCAUAGUUAAGAGUAUAGAUUUGAUACCUCAGACAAAAUUACACUGUAUAAAAACAUAUUGUUUUAUUUCAGGUUUAUUGUAACUACCAUAUUUAUCUGCCAAUAAGCCCAUGUCUGGUGAUAAGUCCUCUUAGAUUUUUUUGACGUUCAAUAGAAUAUCACAGAAAAACUAGUUCAUUGUCCUGUAUAAGCCCACCUGUUGAUUUUGAGUCAGAAUUUGUAUAUUCCCCUAUAUGGCUUACUCCAGGAUACAUACAGGAACUAUUGCAUUUUGUAUUUGUUCGUGAAGUUACCCUGUACCCGAUACAGCAUCUAGUUACAGUGUAACUUUACCAUCAUUGAUAAGGGAGGUUUGGUAGGAGAGGUUUAUAUUGGGUAGAUAUUUCAUCAUAUAUGUUACUAACACUGCCAAAGGGAAAAGAAAUAUUACUGUAAGUACAGUACUGACUUGUACAUGUCUCUCCUCUAAUUGUUCAACCUGUUUAAAAAUCCAAGUCACAGACAAAACAUUUAUCAACAUGUUGAUUCUAUUACCAUUUUAUCUUGAUAGUAAGCCUAUGUCUGGUUUUAAUUCCAUCCAUAUAUAGAUAUUGCUGCUCUGUAAAAACAAAAAAAAACAAAAAAAACAAAAGUAAUCCAAUUUCAUUUCCCUAGAGUCCACUCCUCAGACUUCGAGUUAGAAGGGCUUAUUGGAGGAUAAAUAUGGUAACUGAACACCGAUAGCAUUGUACAUAUCACAAGUAAAUUAAACAUACUGUGUAAAUUCAUCAAUUUCAUCAAACUGUGAAGUUUAUAUACAGGUAGUGGUGUUUUUGUCACGCAAUAUUCCAAACUUAUUUUUCCAGUGGAAAUAAAGACUUGGUUUCAUCAGGAUAUUUAAGUAUAUAAUGAUGAAAAUGUAAAAUUCUGCCAGUGUCCUUUAUACACUUCCUAUAUAAUGCAAUAAGUCUCCGAUAGCAUUUGUUCAUUCUCACAUUUAUAAUAAAUAUCAAAUUUGUUUCAACAAAGUUUCUCAUCAGAUAUUUCAUUUUUUUCCAAAAAACUUCUCAUUUUUGGGGUUAGGGGAGGGGUUGGAAGCAGAAUGGAAUGAAAUUUAUGGUUUGGUAAAAAUCUUUCAAGAUCUUGAUGAUUGUCUAGUGAAUAGGUCCAAUAUUACGUCGCAGACACCAUGCUUUAUUUGACAUCUUGGUUCAGUGCCAGAUUGUUUUAUAGAUAAAAUACUUUUUCAUUUCAUGUAUGGGCCAGAGUGUAAAAUUAAAUGGAUAAGAUGAAAUUUGUGUUCAGUUACAGUUGUUGAUAAUGAAACAAAAGUAAACAAAAAACGAAUAUUCUGAUAAGGAAGAUUCAGAAAUAUUUGUUCUCAUUCUGAUAGUUAAUUUUGACUCUUGUUGCAGUUUGUGAAAGUGCUGAAUGUGUUAUAUGACAUAUAUGUAUGUAAGAUAAAAUAAAAGAAAUAUUGUUCUCUUCAAA
Molecule: messenger RNA, 5062 nt
Organism: Ylistrum balloti
Lineage: Eukaryota; Metazoa; Mollusca; Bivalvia; Pectinida; Pectinidae
Product: proteasome activator complex subunit 3-like
Exons: 10
Coding region: 84-854 (256 amino acids)
Biological process (GO): regulation of proteasomal protein catabolic process; regulation of G1/S transition of mitotic cell cycle; positive regulation of endopeptidase activity
Cellular component (GO): nucleoplasm; cytoplasm; proteasome activator complex
Molecular function (GO): endopeptidase activator activity
Source: RefSeq, a predicted model, not a curated record